AUGAUACAAAAUAAAGAAUACACAACGAUUUUAUUUAAGAGAUUACUUCAUUCAGUAGUUUUAAGAAACAAGAUAUUUCAGAGUGUUAGAGAUAUUCAUGAUCAACUUGCAAUCAAUUCAUUGAGAUGUGAUUGGUAUGAUCUUGCUUGUUUCCCAGAUCAGCUGAUCAAGUUCAAUUAUAUCGAAAGAUAUAAACAGAUAUGCAAUACAUUAAUUAGAAAUAAAAUAGAAUAUAAUAAUCAUAUAGAGGAAGGUCGCAUUGUUUUGAAUACAAUCAGAAAGUUUAGACAAUUAUAUUUAGAUUCAUCGAGGAAUGCAUUCGAUGUUGGAAAUCUAGAUGUUUUAGAGUUCAUUCAAAAGUUAUUCCCAUUGAAUGAAUUAGAAUAUACUCUUUACGUCAAUAGGGAUCACUACAUGAAUAAUCUAGAGAUCAUUCAAUUCCUUCAUAAUAAAGCACCGCGAUGGUUCAAAUCACAAGGUUCAAGAGUAUUGAAUAAUGUUGCACUUGGUAGUUUUCAAGUAUUCAAAUGGCUUUACGAGAAUAGAUCAGAAAGACCUGCGAGUCUCACAUAUUUCAAUGCUGUCAGUAGUGGAAAUCUUGAAAUUAUAAAGUAUUUGAAUGAUAAAGAGAAACAAACGAAAACACCAAAUAAUUUAAUAUUAAAUGCAGCUGUGAAUGGACAACUGGAAACACUCAAAUAUCUACACGAGAACAUGAAGUUACAGUGCGACAGUGACAUUGUUGAACAAGUAGUUGGAGUUAAUGAACAAGUUGAAGGUCAUCUUGCUAUAGUCAAAUACCUCAUGGAGAACACCAAGCAACAACUUCCAAAUACGUUGAUUGAUGAAGCUGCCAAGAAUGGUCAGAUUGAACUAGUUAAGUAUUUAGUUGAGAAUACGACUGCCAAGUUAAGUAGUAUUACAAUGGAUGCUGUUGCUUGUCAUGGUGAUCUAGAGUUUCUCAAACAACUUCACAGUAAACAUCAUAUUAAUUGCACAUCUACAGCAAUGCACAUGGCAGCAGUAAACGGACACGUUGAAGUGGUCAGAUUCCUUAAUGAAAACAGAACUGAAGGUUGUCGAAAAGAUACAAUGAAACGUGUUGCAAUGAAUGUUCAUUUCGAGACAUUCAAAUAUCUUUUUCAGAAUAAAAAAGAAUUAGAUAUUCCAACUAACUCGAUCGACUUCUUUGCCAAGUAUAAAGAUAUCAGUGCACUUCAAUGGUUCAAAGACAAUACAACUCUACAAUGUUCACAGUAUGCUUAUAGAUAUGCAAUACGUCAAGCAAAUCUACCAGUGAUCGAAUGGAUUCGUGAUAAUACAAGUCUUCCAUUUCCAUCGAAUUCAUUGGAAUAUGCAUCAAAGUUGGAGAAUAGUGAUCUCAGAAUCGUUCAAUAUCUUCAUGCCAAUGGUGAAACCUGUUCAGUAAAAGAAUUGAAAAGUUGUCAUAAACUUUCAAUAUUUAAGUUUUUAUAUUAUACCCAAUCUUUGAAAUCUGACAAAGAAACAUUGAAAAGUGCAAUUGAAAAGAAUAAUGUUCCAAUUAUCAAAUUCCUUCUUCAAAAUAGUACAGAUGAAUAUUUGGAUUAUUCGCAACAAAGUUUAAAAGACAACAAAACAUUUGACUAUCCAUCCAGACUUAAACUUAUAAAACAAUAUGGUCUUUAG
Messenger RNA from Heterostelium album PN500, 1668 nucleotides. RefSeq lists its product as uncharacterized. Lineage: Eukaryota; Evosea; Eumycetozoa; Acytosteliales; Acytosteliaceae. The record is from RefSeq and is a predicted model, not a curated record. Gene Ontology annotation, molecular function: protein binding. The transcript has a single exon. The coding region runs from base 1 to 1668 and encodes 555 amino acids.